CCACAGAUGCUGCUCGACCGGCUCGAGUUUCUCCGGCUAAUUGAUUUUUACUUGCUAAAGUGUCGGUUUACUAGCCUGUACCUGUUUCUAGAGCAACACAAACAAAACACGUUUGUUCCCGAUGCAGAAUCGUUUCCAAGAAACCCAAUUCCGCGCCUUUGUCGAUCCCCUGUGUCGGAGAUUGCCAGCUGCUCCCCAGGUCAGCCCUGUGUCGGAGACAAGGGCGAUGAAACUGCCAGGGCGCCUUCCCCGCUUCGCCCCCUCUCCCCCGGUCGAAGAGCUGCGGCGGAGGGAGAAGGCUUUCCUGCUGGACUGCGUGGCCGUGAGCUCCAUCUCCAGGGAACACAGCCGUUCAGCGCCGCGAGCGGGAAGCGUCAUCCCUCCGUACAACCCGCAAAGGGAUCCGCACUCGGCCGCCUAUUUUAGGACCAGACCUCUCCUCCCACUGUUGAAAAAGACCGGCCAGGUGGCCGAUGGGACCUCGGUCCACGGCGUGGUGGUCGAUCGAUUCCAGCUUUCCGGAGCUGCUGCCUGUUACCUGCGAGAAAGAAACAAAAACGGAGCAGAAUCCACGAGGAGUCUCUCUAUCACAGGUCACUCGGCAGAUCAAGUGAAAGGUCAUUCUCUCUUUCUCACUGAAAUUAAACCAGUAUUUGGAUACAACGGUCUCUAUGGCUACAGGAGAAACACACCGACGCUGCGAAGACUCCCGUCGUCUUUCGGUGUAACCACCCCAUCGCCCAUUCAUUGAACGUAACGCAGUCGCCACUCCGUCCUCUGCUCGAGCUUGGGUCUUCGCCAGUACCACUUUGUUUGGAGUUUCGGUCUCAUUAGUGCUUGGCUAGCUCUCGUUGAUAGGUGGUUGUUCCCGGUCUAAACCGCGAAUAGAUGAAACCGCCAGCAUCUCUCUCAAUAUUCACACAAGCCGUUGCUACAUAGUAUUUCUUUGUCAUUUUUGCCGAAAUCUACCAAAUAUUUCUUUUAAAAAUGUGUAGUUGAAAUGAGACUGAAACAAGUACAUGUUAAACUGCAAUUGGAAAUGUCUACAAAGAUUGUCUGUGUACAAUUUCAAUUGCAAUGUUACGUGUGCGAAUCCAGUGCUUGAUUCUUGGCCAUGCCUGCCUUUGCCAGAGUACUCGAACUCUUUUGGAAGUAUACUUGCAAUCGAACCGAAGACUGUCGAACUCCUUACUAACUGCAAAGCUAAUGUUUAGCAUUUCUUUGAUGUUUAUGCAAUAAUGGUUGUAAAACAAAAUUAAAAAUGGAUGCCAGUAUUUUUCUGUCUUCGCGUUACCUGUGCUGGGAAGCAGUUAAAGUCGAGGCAAAGGAAACAUGCCGCACAGAUUUGUGAGGUUUAACAACGAAGGUCCACAAGGUAUAGUUACAAUUUUACCAAUGCCGAUUAUAAUUAAUUAUUGCAUCCGUUUCCUAUGUAUGCACUCAAAUUCAUUGUAAGUAUACGCUUCCAACAGCAUGCUUCUUUCUAUGAGUGUGUGCGUGCAUUUGUGUGUGUUUUUUGAAGGAUGAGAACCGCUGGGUGUCAAGGACAACUCCCACUUCUUUACAGUAGUGUCACGUCCUUUUUUAAAUCAAAAAGACUACCUACUGAACUAAUGCACAGUAUGUAUUUAAAAAAACUCAACGCUGCUGUCAGUCUAUACUGUUGUGCUUAUAGUUGGACUUGAAGCCACAAGCUUGAGUUCUUAUUGAAAGUCCUAGUACAUAAACUACGACUGCCACAGCAGAGGGUCAUGAGACCACAGCGAUGUAUCCUCUACUUAUAAGUUAGGGGAAAAUUAUAUAUAGCGUCCAAUAUAAGUCUCUGCUGAAGAGGGAAGGGUUUUAUCUGACCCUAUUCCUUCAGAAAAGAUGAGACUACACAGGAAGGCUGGAGCAGAGAUUUACCUCUGAGGAUAGACUGGUCCACAGGAAACCAUGCCAGAUAAUCUAGAGCUGAUGGGCAAUGGGAAUUGUAGCUGGAGUCAAUAGGAUGGACUUAUUUCUAUGGUGGGAGUGUCAGAAAACGAGGAACAUAGAUUUUAAAGUACUUAAGUAUUAGAGUGGAAUACGAGAUGUUUUUUCUUCAGGUAGAGAAUAAUACAGCACAACCCCUCAUCACAUGUAAGCAGUUUUUGUGAUGAACUUAAAAAGCUGUUUAACUGUAGGGCUACACAAAUAAUGCUGGAACUUGGGGAUAGCUUCAUUUCAAUACAUGAA
Messenger RNA from Mobula hypostoma (lesser devil ray), 2217 nucleotides. RefSeq names its product sperm microtubule associated protein 1-like. The transcript is spliced from 3 exons. Bases 122 to 751 code for a protein of 209 amino acids. The record is from RefSeq and is a predicted model, not a curated record. Lineage: Eukaryota; Metazoa; Chordata; Chondrichthyes; Myliobatiformes; Myliobatidae.